UGAGUCACCCAGUGGCGUUGUAGAUCAGCCUUUUUAAAACUCAGUUUUGCUGGCUUCUAUCUGCACUAUUUACCUGUAUGUAGGCUACCAGAAGCAUAUUUUAGCCUGUUCCAAUCUUUGGUUCUGUUGACAGAGGAGCGAGACAAACACAGUCAAGACUACAAUCUGUUGGUAGCCUGCACAAGAAGGUUGAUGAUGGGUGGAAAGGCCUUCCUGGGUUGUUUCAUCCUGUUUAUGUCUCUGGCUUCAGUAUCCACUAUCAAACAAACACUUAUUUCAAUAAAUGACCUCAGGGGCAUAGAGUUUGGCCACACUUCUCCUCGACACGGCCUGAUGCUGCUCCACUGGCUAGCCAACAACAUUCACACUGACAACAACGGCAACAUGAGACUCAAUUUCAACCCAACUAGGGGAGACUGUGGCUUUCAUUUCUAUGGAAACGCUGACAGACCCCGCCCAUUACCUUGUCUGCCCUCUGAAAGUGGAAGUUACUACUCAUUAGGGAACAUUGAUAGAAAUUACAACUACAAUGGCGCCACGGCACUUCCUGAUUAUGUCACUCAAAGCUUCUACAACUCAUGGAUACCUGAGAGAAACAGGGACAGAGUCAUUAUCAGAGUUAGGGAGGAAGGAUCCAAUCAGUUCAUAGUAGAUGAGGUCUACAUCACACAGCAUUACCCACCAAAUGAAAACAGAGGAAGUGCCUAUGAUCCAGACAAUACAUACCCUGUCAGUUUCAGCCUCUUAACACAAAUCCAAGUUCUCCCAACCAUUACACGAGAUGUAAUUCAACGUAUACACAAUGUAGAGAUCAACGACAACAGUGUGGAGAACAUCUGGGGACACACACCAGGGCUGGCACUUCUUUUGGCAAUUGCAUUGUACUUGACACGUCCCAAGGUCUCAUUUAUUCAGCAAGUAUUGUUUACCAUGGAAAGCCAGCAUCGCAUGCAGGAGGAUGAAAAUAAAUCGAUAAAGCUUGAGGUGAAAACCACAAAUAGAGGAGAUGCAAGGAUCAUCUUCAGUGGUAUCCCCAGGAGGCUUUUGGACAAGGGUGUGAUUUGGGCGCUUCAUAAGAACAAUGACAGUGCGGACAUGCUAGACUUUUCCUCAGUCAUAGACGGUACCUCUGGGUGCUAUGACACCUCAGUACCCCUCAACCCUGGUCUCCAGGCCAGGCUUUAUCCACACAAAUCAAUGUGGUUUUUUGUAUUAUGCGGGAGUUACAACACAUCUGGGGAGGAAAUACAUAGGAGUCCUGAGUUUCAUGAUGCCAACAGAGAGAUUCCUGUUGAUAUAAGUGGCUAUAAGCCUAACGCUAGUCUGCAGCUCUUCGUAAAGGACGGAAAGGCCUGUGCUCGCCUGUAUGUUAGGAAGUCCUUCACUGACUGGAAGGAGAAGUUUAAAAACUCCUGGGUUGGGUUCUACUCUUCAGAAAAAAACAACACCAAUGAAUAUAAUACCUACCAAUGGCAAUGGGCUGUGAAGUUCUCUGAGGAAAGCCGCUCAGAUUGGAAAGAUAUACCUGAGUAUGACGUCUAUGUUUACAGGUCUAGUAUGCACAUGUCUCCUGGGGUCCAGGCCCGAUUCAUGCUGGAGAAAUAUGGGGGUGAAAAGGCACGCACUCCACCCUGGGAGGUACAUACAUCAGCAAUUUGAAGCACACAACUUUUUACCGGUCUGUGCUUUUGUCCAUUGUGUUUAGACGGGUUCUUACAUGCCCUUCCUCUGCUUAUUAUUGAUGGAUUAUUAUGUAUGGGACUCUGUAUCCUGUUUCAUAUUGAUUACAUAUGGCAUUGAUAUUUUCAUUGUUAUCUAAUUGUGUAAUUGUGUCACGUCCUGACCAGUAAAAGGGGUUGUUUGUUAUUGUAGUUUGGUCAGGGCGUGGCAGGGGGUGUUUGUUUUGUGUGUUUCGGGGUUUUUGGUGUAUGUUCUAUAUUUUCUAUUUCUAUGUGUUUAUCUGGUUUUUCUAUUUCUAUGUUGGGAUUUUGGAACGACUUUCAAUUAGAGGCAGCUGGUUGUCGUUGCCUCUAAUUGGAGACCAUAUUUAAGUGGGUUAAUUUUCUCUUGUGUUUGUGGGUGGUUGAUUCCUCUUUAGUCUGUGCACCUUACAGGACUGUUUUCGUUGUUUGUUUUGUUUAAGUGUUUUAUUUUCCUUCGAAUAAAAGAAGAUGUUCAAUAUACCGGCUACAGUUUGGUCCACUCCAUACGACGAAAGUUACAAAUUGCCUCCGUCCAUUUUUGUUUAUAAUUUCUGCACCCUGCUUGUCCUUUUUAUUGAUUGAUUUGAAUUGGUAAUCUGUGCAGAGUGUACAUUUAUUUAUUUUUUAAUCUGUCCUCAAUAAACUAUUGAGGAAAUUGAAGUGAAAACACAAAAAAAAGCUGUGAAAAUCAAGUAAUAUUGUGCCGUCUUGAGCACUUAGAAGAUGGUCUGAGUGCAAGGGUGAGAUAAUGCUAGCCGGUCACACUGAUUUUUGACUAAUGUCCAUAGCCAGUCAGUUUUCAUAUUAUUGUAAUGUAUUAUGAAGGAUGGAACCCUUUGUGAACUGUCAAAUAUACUGUACACAUACACGAACACACACACAG
Messenger RNA from Salmo salar (Atlantic salmon), 2586 nucleotides. RefSeq lists its product as uncharacterized. NCBI's taxonomy places the organism in Eukaryota, Metazoa, Chordata, Actinopteri, Salmoniformes, Salmonidae. The record is from RefSeq and is a predicted model, not a curated record.